Messenger RNA from Fraxinus pennsylvanica, 612 nucleotides. Lineage: Eukaryota; Viridiplantae; Streptophyta; Magnoliopsida; Lamiales; Oleaceae. The record is from the annotation of a GenBank genome assembly.
AUGGAGAAGUUCGAGGCUAAUUGGAAUCGAAAAAGUAGCAGCAGCCAGGAGCAGAGGGAGGAGGAGGAGCCGUCGAAUGGAGUGGAGGAUCUUUUCUCCGGGCCGGGCUUCAAUAAUAUUCACAGAGGUUCCAGAAUGGCCCGGGCCAGGCGGACUAGCCUUGAUUCCCUCAAUUUUCCCAAGUCAAAUGUGCCACCUCCACCUCUUCCCCCCGUAAUUGAUACUACAAAGCUGAACUAUCUUUUCAGAAAGCAGCUCAAGAACAGUGAUGUAAGCACCCUCAGACGAAUUGUAAUUCCGAAGACGCUUGUUCUAGAGCCUAACUAUGAUGGUUCAUUUCAGAAAGAAGCUGAGGCUUAUCUUCCUUUCCUUAAUGCCAAGGAAGGGAUUACUAUCAACAUGCUCGAUAUGGAUGGGGUUCACGAAUGGUGUUUCAAAUUCAGAUUCUGGCCAAAUAAUAGUAGUAGGAUGUACGUGCUUGAGUGCACCGGUGAUUUUGUGAAUACGCAUGGCUUGAAACCUGGGGAUUAUAUUAUAUUGCACCAAACUGCUGAAAGUGAAAAAUAUAUAAUUGAAGCUAAGAAAGCUGGAUCAAGUCCACAGAAAACUUGA